GGGCUAGGUAGGACUCUCCGGGUGGUGAGGCCGCUCUGCCUCCACCAACAUGGCGGCUGCAGCUGUCCGGCUACUACUAAUGGCUGGGCUCGGGGUGUCACCGACGUUGUCUGCGUUAAGCGAGGAGGCCCAGGUGGAGGGUGCUGUGUUGUCGAUGAGCGACGGAGUGAUACGGGCUCAGCCUGGAUCUUUCUUACGACUGCGACUGUACGGUUCAGGUCUGAGUAAUGACACCUGGCCCUGGGUCUCUGCAGGGGCCCCUGAGGGCCACUCCUGUUUCCCCGAGCCUGAUUCCCCUGUGCGGCUCCUGCAGGAGUUCUGUGUAUACAGUGAAGAGUCUGGCACUGUAACCGUGCAGGCCCUGGACAGGGGCACAGGGAAAAGCGGCCUCAUGCACUCUGUUGGUACUUGCAAUGGGGGCAGCCUGCUUACUGUGCUGGGCAGAGGGGAAGAGGAGUCACCCCAGACUGAAAAAGACCCCCAGCAUCAGUGUGGACCUCCUCAAUCCAGGAGCCAGGAACCCCCCACUUUUAGAAAUGACCCCUCUAUUUCAAUACAGGAUGCCACAGCCCAGCAGGCAUUGGCACCUUGGCUAGUGGCUUUUCUUAUUGUUCUCUUUGUACUUCUCUCUGGGGUGCUUCGUGGUCUACAGGUUAGCACCCUGACUCUUGAGCCCCCAGAACUUGGCAUCUUACGGGAUUGGGGGACUCCCUCCGAGAGGUUCACCGCCACUCGCUUAGACCACCUUCGUACACGAUGGGGCAGUUACACUCUUAUUUCUUUGCUCACUCUCUGCUGUCUUGCCAACUCGGCCACUGCUGUCCUGCUAUAUCAUGUGACGGGGUCGAUAGUUGCUGCAAUAUUUUCAGCAGCCGGCCUGAUUUUGUUGGCUGGCGAGGCCCUUCCAGCAGCAAUCUGUUCCCGCUGGGGUCCAUGGCUGGCAUCCAAGAGCCUGUGGCUAACCCACUUUUUCUUACUGAUUAUCACACCUGUAUCUUUUCCAUUUUCAUGGCUUCUAGAGUUAACUUUUGGGCAGGAUCCCAGUUGCUGCCGUCUCAGACUUCGGAUUCUGGAAAUGGCACGGUGUGGGGACCCCUACAGCGAACUUGUUAGGGACGAAUUCAGUAAGGGAGCUUUGAGGAGCAGGACAGUGGAAGAUAUAUUGACUCCUGUAAGCGAUUGCUUCAUGCUUCCCAGUGAUGCCCUUCUGGAUUUUACUACUAUGUCCAGCAUUAUGGAGAGCGGCUACACCCGUAUACCUGUGUACGAGAAUGAGAGAUCCAACAUCGUCGACAUUCUCUAUGUGAAGGACCUGGCUUUUGUGGACCCAGAUGACUGCACUCCUCUAAGCACCAUCACUCGCUUCUACAGCCACCCUGUCCACUUUGUAUUCAGUGACACAAAGUUGGAUGCUGUGCUGGAGGAGUUUAAAAAGGGCAAAUCCCACUUGGCCAUUGUACAAAAGGUGAACAAUGAAGGAGAGGGGGAUCCAUUCUACGAGGUGAUGGGACUGGUAACACUGGAAGAUGUCAUAGAAGAAAUAAUAAAAUCUGAAAUUCUGGAUGAGUCUGAAGAUUGCAAGCGCAAGGUAAAAAAGAAACGCCCACCCGUAGAACUUGUCUCAAUUCAACGUGGAGGAGAGGACCUCUCUUUCUUCAAAGCCUGUGAUGCAGAGCAGAAAGUGAAGAUCUCUCCCCAGCUCCUACUGGCAACCCAGCGCUUUCUGUCUCAAGAGGUGGAUCUAUUCAGUACAUCCCGGGUGUCAGAAAAGGUCCUACUGAACCUGCUAAAGCUCCCAGGUAUCACUCAAGAGGUGAAGUUUGAUGACAGUGAUCAUUUCUCACCAGAGCAUUACCUGUACCUGCGCAGCCAGCCUGUGGACUACUUUGUUCUCAUCCUGCAGGGACGAGUGCAAGUGGAAAUUGGGAAGGAAGGUUUGAAAUUUGAGAAUGGAGCAUUCACUUACUAUGGUGUUGCUGCAUUGAGCAUCAACCUCUUAGGUCACAACUCUGCCAGUGGAUGUGAGCAGAGCGAUUCCGAUACAGGCCUGUACUGUCCGGAUUACACUGUACGAGCAAUGUCCGAUUUGCAGAUUGUGAAGGUUUCACGGCUCCAAUAUUUGAAUGCCCUGAGGUCAUCAAGUUCACACACAAACCCCCAGUCUCCAGACAGUAUAGAGCUGAAGAUCCUUCCUAACAGCCAAACACAGCUAUUAAACAGCAGGAAUACAGACUCAGGAACGAAGAAGGAAAGUGUGACAGAUACAACAGAUCUUAAUCAUGGCAUGCAGAGUAUGAAGGAGGGAUUAUCUCCUUAACUUACUGCAAGGGAGCAUGGGAUAUUCCCCUACCUUAGAAGACUUGUUACAAGUGGGCAGAUGUUUUUUUUUCUCUCCAUCUUCGUGCCUCAAUUUCAAUGCCCUCCUAGCAGUGCCAUUCCAUUGUGCAAUUUUAUACUUUUUUUUUUUUUUUUUUUACAUGUAUUAUUUGAAGAAGCUGUC
Messenger RNA from Pelobates fuscus (common spadefoot toad), 2500 nucleotides. RefSeq names its product metal transporter CNNM3-like. The coding region runs from base 50 to 2317 and encodes 755 amino acids. Gene Ontology annotation, cellular component: plasma membrane; cytoplasm. The transcript is spliced from 8 exons. Gene Ontology annotation, molecular function: transmembrane transporter activity. Gene Ontology annotation, biological process: intracellular manganese ion homeostasis; transport; magnesium ion homeostasis. Lineage: Eukaryota; Metazoa; Chordata; Amphibia; Anura; Pelobatidae. The record is from RefSeq and is a predicted model, not a curated record.